GGUCAUUGUGUGGCAUUACAUCUCCUGAAGCGCAUGCGCAAUCUCAGUUCAGCGUGUAGCGGGAGCGGAAACGCUGCAGAAUGAAGGGUCGUGACAGUAAAGAGCCAGAGCAGCUCAGGAAGCUGUUUAUUGGUGGCCUCAGUUUUGAGACAACAGAGGACAGUUUACGUGAUCACUUUGAGCAAUGGGGUAAACUGACAGACUGCGUGGUAAUGAGAGAUCCAGGUAACAAACGCUCGCGUGGUUUCGGAUUUGUGACAUACUCUUGCAUAUUAGAAGUGGAUGCGGCAAUGUCAGCACGGCCACACAAAGUGGACGGUCGCAUGGUUGAGCCCAAGCGUGCCGUUUCCCGAGAGGACUCUAAUAAACCUGGAGCUCAUCUGACAGUGAAGAAGAUCUUUGUUGGUGGAAUUAAGGAGGACACAGAGGAAUAUCAUGUCAGAGAAUACUUUGAGCCAUAUGGGAAGAUUGAGAGCAUCGAUGUAAUGGAGGAGCAUCCAACUGGGAAAAAGAGAGGAUUCUGCUUUGUCACCUUUGAUGAUCAUGAUACUGUGGAUAAAAUUGUUGCACAAAAAUAUCACACAAUCAACUCUCAUAACUGUGAAGUUAGGAAGGCUCUUCCUAAACAGGAAAUGCAGGCGGUUUCUAAUCAGAGAUAUUGUGAUGGGGGUGGGGGCAAUUUUAUGGGCGGAGGUGGCAACUUUGGCAGAGGGGGGUACGGAGGAGGCCGGGGCGGCUACGAAGGAGAUGGAUACAAUGGAUUUGGUUGUAACUAUGGUGGGGGUCCUGGCUGUGGAGGUGGCCGUGGGGGAUAUGGUGGAGGUCCUGGAUAUGGUAACCAAGAUGUAGGAGGCUUUGGAGGAUAUGAUAACUACAAUGAUGGAGGAAAUUUUGGAGGUAACUUUGGUGGUGGUGGAGGUGGGGGAGGAGGUGGAAACUACAAUGACUUUGGGAAUUAUGGAGGGCAGCGGUCCAACUACGGCCCCAUGAAGGGAAAUAAUUUUGGAGGAAGGAACUCAGGACCUUACGGUGGCGGCUACGGCUCUGGUGGUGGAGGCGGGGGCUAUGGGUCCAGACGAUAUUAACAUGUAUAUUUGUCAGUGGCUUCAGAUCCACAGUUAGAUGAAGAGAUGAGAGGAGUGGGGAGGAAAGGAAAGAUUACUGAGAGAAAGUGGGAGGGGCCAAGAUCUGCCAGUUAUAGCUCUUACUGCAGCAGAUUUUAAUGUUAGCUUCAAGAGAGUGUAGCCAGACACUCCAGAACUAGUGUGUGUUAGUGUAUGCACAUUCCUUUAAUAUUCUUUACCCACUCUUAUUUUCUCUGAGCUUUUCACACACCCCAAACCUUCUGUGAAUUUUCUGAGCGUUGUUUGAGAGUAAAAGAAAGAUAUUAUGUUAUCAAACACUGUAGCCAGAGCAGUUUUAAAUAACUGGUUUGAGUUUCAGAUGUUGUGGCCUUGAGUAUAUUAUUUGGAGAGAAAAAAAAGUUGUUUUUGAUUUUUGAUUUGAAGACAGUGAUGUCAUGUGAUUGUUACGUGUAUUUUGAUAUAUUGUGAGUAUACAGUACAUGUGUUGUUUCUCCUGAGUUGUAUUAACCAAUGAAUGAAAAACAGAGUAGACUUUAUUAGAUCUGAGGGGAUGUAAAGAUAGAAGAUAGUAAACCUGUAAAGAUAGAAGUCUAGAUGGUUUAACUAUUUUGACAAAUGAAAAAAGAAACCAGCUGAAAUAAAGUUGUGUAGUAACUUGCCUAACCAAGUUUAGUGCGUCAUUGAGUCUGAAAGAGAGUGCAGCUGUUCUGAGCAUAUGUUGUUGUGUAUGAGAUUAGAGCUAGAUAGGGCUGGGUGAUAUAUAUCACAUCUUCAUGAUAUAUUCGCAGUGAAUUGCUGACGAAACAAAAUGUAAAAAUAUUGUGAAUAUCGCAUUGAUUUUAAUGCGCUUUUUAUUUGGCCAUUACGUUUACUAAAGACUGUACCUUUACUCUAGAUUCCUCAUUGUUUCAGGCAAUAGAUAGAUAGACAGACAAACAGACAUACUCACAAUAUAUUUGCAAUGAUUUUGCUGGUAAAAUAAAAUGAAGCAACAUUGUGAAUAUCACAGUUAUUUUAAAGUGCUUUAUAUUUGGUCAUUAAGUUUCCUAAAGGCCAUACAUUUUACUCUAGUUUUGGGAUUCUUCAUUUUAUGAACUGCGAGAAUGAGGUUGUUUAGACUACGGUAGCAAAAAGAGCAUUUGAGUUGGUAAGUCCCAGCUGGCAAGUGUGUAUGAUACAAAAAUGAGUACUAUGGUACUGUAUCUUGGUUAAACAUGUAAAAUUAAAGUAAUUUAAGCAAAUACUUAAAUAUAGAGAUACAUAUAGAAUAUAAUCAGAAGGGACACAUAUUGAGACAUAUUUUAGCUAUAUCGCCAAGCCCAAGGCCUAGACAGAAACUAACAAAAGACAGUAAUUUACACAAAAACAGGAUGUUAUCGGUCUCUCAGACUGACAGGUCAGUCCCAGCUGUCAAGUGUGGAUGAUAUAAAAAUGAGAAAGGAGGAAAGAAUAAAAGCCUUUUUGCGUUGCGAGUCACGUGUGUCUCCAGAAAGCUAGCGUCUGUUUCCAUGAGUCUAGCUGUACCCCGCGAGAGCAAAGGAAGACUAGCGGCAAGCCAAUGCUAGCGUGAGACCCAGCAGUGAGUAUGAGGUUUUGAGACAGAAGAGGAAGAAAGAGUCAUAGGAGCAGGUAAAAGUAACUAUUCUGCUUAAUUUACAGAUGGGAAAAGAGGCGCCUGAUCUACUGUAGGUGGCUGAAAAUCAUUUAUGACACGUUUUCAGCGGUGGUUAUGGAUGGGUAAGAUUAAUAGAUGCAAGAUGUAUGUGCAUUUGCUAAAGAUAUCCUCCCAUAGUCACAUAGAAGAAUUCAGUAAACGCAAUAGAGAAUAAGAUGUGUAGUUGUAGAACAUAUUUCACCACAACAUCAAAAAAGAAAUAAGAAAUUAUAUUUUGCAUAAAGAAAAUGACACCUAUUUUAGGACAAUUAAGAAUGUUGCUUUAUGACAUAAUUUUUUUAUUAUUCGCCAUUAAGAAUAAUGGGAAUGAUAAAGGAAAUAAUUAAUUAAAUAUCUGAAUGCAUUACAAUAAUUUUGAGUGAUUGUCAUGAAAAAAACAAAAAUCAUGAUGGAGCCUUAAUUGUCUUAAAAUUUUUUAUAAAAUAUAUUAAAAUUCAUUUAUAUUUAAUUAUUUUGAUUUUGAGGUGAAAUGUGACCUAGACAUGUUUUAUUUAGAUUCACCAAUUUAAACUUGAGAACAUUUUUGCUGAUUCUUUAUUCAGCUUCAGGAAAUGGACUUCUAACUCCAUCACAUGGUAAUUUCCAUUUCAGACCAAGAGUUCUCUAGUAGGAUAUUUAUUCAGGGAAGAUAUUUUCUCAUUCAGGGUAAAUAUAAUUAAUAUAUAUUCACAUAAUAUUUUUGUAAUGUCUUUAAUAGUCUCAGGGUGAUUCCCAUGAAACCUGUCAAGAAAAAAACCUGUUUGACUCCCAAAAUAAAAAGAAACAAAUAAGAAAAUAAUAAUAAUAAUAAUAAUAAUAAUAUAUAUAUAUAUAUAUAUAUAUAUAUAUAUAUAUAUAUAUAUAUAUAUAUAUAUAUAUAAAAUGAAUCCUAUUUUUAGGACAUUUUUUACACUGUGACAUUUUCAUUACCGUUACGCACUUCAAUUUUCACCCCCCAAUGUCCAUUACUGCAAUACAAAAAAUAAAAUAAAAAAUAAGACAAAAAAAAAAAAGAUAUGAUAUUUAAAUUGUAAUGUAUUUAUACACCAUAGAAUUAUUCCCUUGGUACUGCCUUUCAUUAUGUUCUGAUUUUAAUAGUAAAAGUAAAAUGUGCAAACACAUUGAGAUGAGUAAUGAGAAUUUGGGGCAAAAAUGUGCUCAAUUGUUCAAAAUUGUCACAAUGCAACAAAUCUCCUUUUGGCUGCUCCCGUUAGGGGUACGCCACAGCGGACCAUCCGUGAUCCGCAUAUUUGACUUGGCAUAGGUUUUAUGCCGGAUGCCCUUCCUGUAUGGAGUUAUUUUUGUUUCAUAUUAACAUACAAAUGGAAUGAGAUUUGCAAAUAAAAAGUUGGUUCACAAAUAAAUUGAAACAGAUCCACAAACAAAAUGCAAGGAGUUUCACAAAAAUGAAAUGAAUUCACAAAUAAAAAGAAUGAGAUUUGCAAAUAACAAAAUUAUUUACAAAUAUAUUUUUAGCUCACAAACACAAUUCUGUCCAGCAUUAAUUUGUAAAUCAUGCACAUUUAUUUGUGGAUUGCUUCCUGUGCAUUUGCGGAUCGCUACACACAUUUGUCGAUUUU
Myxocyprinus asiaticus (Chinese sucker) is the source of this 4319-nucleotide messenger RNA. RefSeq names its product heterogeneous nuclear ribonucleoprotein A3-like. The record is from RefSeq and is a predicted model, not a curated record. The coding region runs from base 81 to 1085 and encodes 334 amino acids. Gene Ontology annotation, molecular function: RNA binding. Lineage: Eukaryota; Metazoa; Chordata; Actinopteri; Cypriniformes; Catostomidae. The transcript is spliced from 11 exons.